UUUUCUGCUGCUAUUUUCGUUGCUCCACAACCUCGGCCAAGAAGCAGUAGGAAGUGAGCCGAAAAUUUUUAGGGGUUUUACGCAAUCGAUCAUGUACAAAACCGCAGCCUCACGACUUAGGCCUCUCAAGGGUCACGGAGUUAAUCGAGCAGCAGCCAGGUUUGCAAGUUCAAGUGCUGUGAUCAAUAAGGCUUCCCCUUCAAGUGGUUUCUUCAGCUGGCUCACGGGGGAACGUUCUAGUUCUCUACCACCCCUCGACUUCCCUCUUCCAGGUGUUACCCUACCACCUCCACUGCCUGAUUAUGUUGAACCGAGCAAGACUAAGAUAACAACCCUCCCCAAUGGUGUCAGGAUUGCCUCGGAAACUUCAACGAACCCGGCUGCCUCAAUUGGUUUAUAUGUUGACUGUGGUUCCAUGUACGAGACACCCAUCUCUCUGGGGGCCACACAUUUGCUGGAACGGAUGGCCUUCAAGAGCACCACAAACAGGAGUCAUUUUCGAAUCGUAAGGGAAGUUGAAGCAAUUGGAGGUAAUGUGACGGCCAUGGCAUCAAGGGAACAGAUGGGGUACACUUACGAUGCCUUGAAGACGUAUGUUCCUGAAAUGGUGGAACUGCUUGUUGACUCUGUGAGAAACCCAGUGUUUUUGGACUGGGAGGUCAAUGAACAGCUGCAGAAGGUGAAAGCAGAGAUUGCAGAAAUUUCGAACAAACCCCAGGACUUGCUUUUGGAGGCAAUUCACUCUGCUGGCUAUUCUGGUGCACUGGCUAAUCCUCUUUUGGCCCCUGAAUCUGCACUGAACAGAUUGAAUAGUACAAUUUUGGAGGAAUUUGUUGCUGAGAAUUAUACUGCUCCUAGAAUGGUACUCGUAGCAUCUGGAGUUGAACAUGAGGAACUAUUGUCUGUUGCAGAGCCUCUUCUGUCUGACCUUCCCAAUGUCCCUCAUCCUGAGAAGCCAAAAUCUGUGUAUGUUGGAGGUGAUUAUCGCUGUCAAGCUGAUUCAGAGAAGACACAUAUUGCCCUUGCUUUCGAAGUACCUGGUGGCUGGCAUAAGGAGAAAGAAGCUAUGACAUUGACUGUGCUUCAGAUGCUUAUGGGAGGAGGUGGCUCUUUCUCUGCUGGGGGACCUGGCAAAGGGAUGUACUCGCGGCUAUAUCGCCGUGUCUUGAAUGAGUAUCAACAAGUUCAGUCAUUUUCAGCAUUUAACAGCAUCUACGAUAAUACUGGCAUCUUUGGGAUUCAUGCUGCAACGGGCUCCAACUUUGUAUCAAAAGCUGUUGAUUUAGCGGCCAGAGAACUUCUUGCGAUUGCAACACCUGGUCAAGUUGACCAAACAGAGCUGGAUCGUGCCAAAGCGACUACAAGAUCUGCAGUUUUGAUGAACCUGGAAUCUAGAACUGUUGCAUCAGAAGAUAUGGGACGACAGAUUUUGACGUAUGGAGAGAGGAAGCCCGUACAGCAUUUCUUGAAGGCUGUGGAUGAAGUUACUUUGAAGGAUAUUACCUCCAUUGCCCAGAAGAUUGUCUCCUCACCACUCACAAUGGCAUCAUGGGGACAUGUUAUAAAUGUUCCUAGCUACGAUUCUGUCAGGAACAAGUUCCAUGCAGAAUAGGGGCUGUAGCAGAUCCAGCUAGGUUAAUAUCUGGCUUGACAUCAUCAUUUUGCAAUUUUGGAGGCAUCUUUUGACCUUUUCGAUGUAGCUGUUGAAAAUAAAAAGGAAAAAAAAGCGCAAAAAGAAAAAUAGAGAGGAAAUCUAAACAGAAAUUCCUUUUUAGGAUCAAUAAUAUUGAUGAUCCUGUGCAGUUGCUUUGAUCAGGAUUUCUUUUGAUUUGCCC
Telopea speciosissima is the source of this 1835-nucleotide messenger RNA. Its product is annotated as mitochondrial-processing peptidase subunit alpha-like. The coding region runs from base 92 to 1612 and encodes 506 amino acids. Gene Ontology annotation, biological process: proteolysis. The transcript is spliced from 13 exons. Gene Ontology annotation, molecular function: metal ion binding; metalloendopeptidase activity. Gene Ontology annotation, cellular component: mitochondrion. NCBI's taxonomy places the organism in Eukaryota, Viridiplantae, Streptophyta, Magnoliopsida, Proteales, Proteaceae. The record is from RefSeq and is a predicted model, not a curated record.